Messenger RNA from Brassica napus (rape), 2787 nucleotides. RefSeq names its product S-protein homolog 5-like. The transcript has a single exon. The record is from RefSeq and is a predicted model, not a curated record. Lineage: Eukaryota; Viridiplantae; Streptophyta; Magnoliopsida; Brassicales; Brassicaceae. The coding region runs from base 2065 to 2547 and encodes 160 amino acids.
UAAUUUUAGAUAUUUUGACAUAUAUUAUACAAAUUUAUAUGUAAUAUAUUAUUUUGUUUUAUAGAUUUUGAGAAAUUUUAAGCAUAUAAUGAAUAUUAAAAUUUUAAAAAUAAUUUAAAAUGUGUUAUCCGAACCUGAACCGAAUCCGCAAAGAUCCGCAUCGAACCCGAACCGAAAUUUAGAAAUACCCGAAAUGGGGCUGAAAUCUUUAAGCCCGAAAAUCCGAAACCCGAUUAGAUCUGAAUCGAACCAGAACCCGAACGCCCACCUCUACUCUGGUCGGUGAGUUUGGCCAGGUUUCGUUCUGGGUUUUGUUUUUCAGGCGUGUUAUUGCUGCGAUGCAUCUACUAGCUCUUUUCUACGACUAUUGGUCUUGGUUCAGGUUCUUGGCAUGGCAGUGGUAUUGAUCUUCAGGUCUUCUCUUGCGAGGAGGUACCCGGUCUUUAGUCUGUAGAUACUGGGACUGGGGUGUGAGUGGAGUGGUUUUGAGAGUGACUUUAGACAGCGGAUUUGAUUGAAUCCUUUCGAAUUAUGGCUUAUUCCUUGAGUAGUUUGGUCCUUUCUUGUCGUAUGUUGUGUAAGUCUUAAUUAACUUUUUGUCUCCCAUCUUUGGGCUUUGUCUCGCAAAUAUUAUGUUUUGCUGGUUUGUCUCCUUUUUUAUCUUUGGACCUUUGUCUUUGAUGUAUUCUCUGAGUUAUUGUUUAACUCAGUUGACUAAUAAAAUUCAGAUGUCAAAUAAAAAAAAAACUUGUUGUCGGGAAGAUAUAAGAAGAAUUGAUGAAUGUUAUUUAUUUGCUUCAUGUAUUUAUUUAAUGGUUAUAUUAUGCACUUUAUUUGGUUUCCUUCAACAUCAACACAUGAUUAUCUUGUGUCGUACUUUUCAUAUGUCUUUAAUCCCAAGCAAAAUAACAACAUGCCAAUACAGUAAAUCCCUCUGAAAUAUUAUAAAGAAAUAAUAUGCUAUCUAAUUUUUUUGGGCUUUUAACCCCUUGGUUCUUAAUACAAUAGCCAUACUAGUAUUUUUGUUGUUGUAAUAUGCCUGUUUUGUACCUUUAAUGCUUAAUUGAUGUAAUUUUCAUGUUACUAUCUACUAAAACAUAGCUUAAUUGGUGUAUGUUAUUUAAUCGCUGCCACCCCUUCUCCUGCACCACCGUACCACCCAUCGUCUUCUCACCUCCUUAUACCUUCCUUCAUCUCCUGUACGAACAACAACAUCCCUUCAUCCACCGUCGUCAAAUGCAUAUUUUCCGCCGCCGCUGUUUGUUACAAAACGAUGCACUGUAUUGUGUUUUUAUUUAUUAUAGACCCAUAGAAUAUAAUGUUUGUUGUUAUCCCACAUGUAUCAUUGGCAUCAUCACCACCAGCAGUUGUCUCAUUGCCGCCAUCGUCUUCUCCUCCACCACAGUCACCAUAAUUCGUCUCCUCACCUCCUCCCACAUGCUAUUCUUCUCCUCCACCCCAUGUUGUGGUUUAUUCUCUUCCUCCAUGAACUCCAACAACUCCACUAGCUUCUCUACAUAUCAUAUUACUCCAUUCACUCAUUACUCAGUCAACUUCACCUCUGGUCACUACGCCUAUUUUUCCACCUCAAUCAACUUCAUAUGUAACAUCGGCCCCACCACUACUUGUUUCAUCGUAGUCACCAUCUUCUCAUCCACCACUUCUACUCGAUGUAUCCUCACCUCCUUAAUGUGAAAAUACUUUCUUGAAUAAAAUCUAUUACUUUUUUCGUAAACUUUUUAAUGUGUAGAAACUUAAAACUCCACUUGGGGAGCGGAUCUUCUUAACAUUUUACUUUACAAAAAUAAUAAAUGAAAGGACGCAAAGUAUAUUUUCUUUAAUAUACUACUAGUAAAUAAUUAAUUAUUAAAAACAUGUUUAGAGAUCUACACAAUUUUUUUUUAACAGAUUCUACACAUUUAUUUAAUCAAAAAGAUUAUACGCAUUUACUUGUAUUAAUAUUGUAGAUAUAUAUUUUCUACAUAACCUACUUCUACCAAUAAAAUAUUACUACAUCUAUAAAUACUACUUCCCAAAUAAAUAAUAUAAUAUGGUCAUUUCACAAUGACUCAAUGGUCAUUAAUCCCCUCAAUGACUUCCUCAAAAAAAAACCACUUCAUAUUAGUGCUAUCCACACUUUUAUUUAUCCUCCAAACACCAUCAUCUUUAGGAAACCAUUCCUCCACCGAUGGAUUUUUUCCGUGGGCACCUAAACAUGUCGUAAUUAUAAACAAAUUGACCACACAUGCAAGGUUGAUUGUGCAUUGCACGAACAAAAAUAAAGAUCUGGGGAUAAAAGAGCUUGCAUAUGGAGCUAGCUUUGACUUCAGAUUUCAUGUCAAUUUUCGCAAAACGACGACGUACACAUGCAGUUUCGAGUGGCCCAAAAACAAGGUAAGAUUUGAUAUUUUCAGCACAUAUAGAGACGACAACGUAUUCAGUAAAGUUGGAGUUUGCAGAGAAUGUAUUUGGUACAUUUAUGAACCAGCCCCUUGUCGUGCUAAACGCGAUGGAGGUGCUUCUAUAUGCUUUGGUUGGGAUUCUUAAAAGCAUGAAAAUAUUUAUUGCAUGGUUUCCUUUUGAUUUAUAGUUGCAAUAAAAUAAGCUGAUCGAUUAAGUGGCUAUUAUUGUUAUUAAAUAUUAUACUUAUGUAGACCUAGUAGAUCAUACUUUUCCAUACAACCAUGGAAUUUUCAAUGUUUUCGCCACGAGUUGGCGUUUUAUUUUCAUGAUGUAGUAAUACCUGUAAUGAAGCUUUCAUAUAAUUACCUCAAAUUAUAAAUAAUA